This is a messenger RNA of Myzus persicae (green peach aphid), 2829 nucleotides long. RefSeq names its product semaphorin-1A (gene Sema1a). Lineage: Eukaryota; Metazoa; Arthropoda; Insecta; Hemiptera; Aphididae. Gene Ontology annotation, molecular function: semaphorin receptor binding; chemorepellent activity. The record is from RefSeq and is a predicted model, not a curated record. Bases 376 to 2685 code for a protein of 769 amino acids. Gene Ontology annotation, biological process: axon guidance; positive regulation of cell migration; negative regulation of axon extension involved in axon guidance. The transcript has 18 exons.
UUUUGCUUUUCAGGUCCAUGUGGUUGACAAAAGUGUGGAGCGCCGCCGCUGCCGCCGUCAGAUGACCAUGCGCCGGUCGGGUCGUUGUCUCGGGUUCGCAUUGCGUCAGUGGUGCUAAGUCGAACCGCAGACGACAGUAACGCCGCAACCGUUUGGUAACGUGUACGCGCGCUCUCUCGACCAAAAUAUACCGUCACGCCGAUCGCCGUCGUCGUGGUCGCCGUCGUACACAACCGCUGUUGACAACAUUGUACCCAAGUGCUGGUAACAGGCACUGGUCGCCGCGCAAAAUAUUCGUCCACGAGUUUUUUUUUUACGCGUUCAAUAACCAAAAAAAAAUCUAGUUCGAUGUGAAACGUUUCCGCGGAUUAUACAAUGCAGAAAGGAGCAUUAUUCGUCGCCGGCCUACUGCUGGUCGUUGCUCAGUGGUGGGUACCCGCGAGCGCAGGAUGGCAAGAGAACGUGCGACCAAAAAUAUCGGCUGUUCGAAUGUCCGAACAUAGUAGGAUAUUUUCUGGUAACAACACACACACGGAUUACUUUAAAACUUUGCUCAGGGAUGGCAACAACAUUUUAAUCGGAGCCAGGAAUGCGGUGUACAACAUAAGUUUGGCUGAUCUAUCAGAAAAUCAAAGAUUGGAAUGGCACUCAACUGAUGCUGAUUACAAAAUGUGCUUAGUCAAGGGCAAAGACGAGGAUAACUGUCAGAAUUAUAUCAGAGUGUUGGCGAAAAUGUCUGCCAGCCGUCUCCUUGUUUGCGGUACAAAUUCGUACAAACCUCUUUGCCGGGAAUACAUUAUCGAGCCCGGCAAAUAUAAAUUGGACAAAGAGAGUCCCGGCCAAGCAGUGUGUCCGUAUGACCCGAAACACAAUAGUACUUACGCAUAUGUUGAUGGAAAUUUGUUCUCCGCCACAGUAGCAGAUUUUUCCAGCAUGGACCCGAUUAUUUACAAAGAACAGUUACAGACCGAACAGUAUGACUCAUUGAGCCUGAACGCUCCGCAUUUCGUGCAUUCCUUUGCCCACGGCGAUUUCGUCUACUUCUUCUUCAGAGAAACGGCUGUCGAAUAUAUAAACUGCGGAAAAAACGUAUUCUCUCGGGUGGCGAGGGUGUGCAAAAACGAUCGCGGUGGACCGCAACAGCUCAAAAACCGGUGGACAUCGUAUCUGAAGUCUCGUCUCAAUUGCUCCGUGCCUGGCGAAUUCCCAUUUUACUUCAACGAAAUACAAUCAUCGACGGACCUGGUACAAGGUGUAUAUGGCACCAAACAGCAUUUCAUGAUGUACGGCGUGUUCACGACACCGGUCAACAGCAUCACUGGGUCGGCAGUGUGCGCGUUCUCGCUGUCCGACGUGCUCGAUUCGUUCGAGGGUGAGUUCAAGGAACAGACCUACAUGAACAACAACUGGUUACCAGUACCCGGGUCCAAGGUGCCGGACCCCAGACCGGGCCAAUGUGCCAACGACUCCCGGACGCUGCCUGACCUCACUCUGAACUUCAUCAAGAGCCAUUCUCUGAUGGACGAGGCAGUCCGGUCGUUCUACCAACAGCCAAUCAUUGUCCGCACAAGCGUUAACUAUAGGUUCACGGUGAUCGCUGUGGAUCCGCAAGUGAAAGCCAUCGACGGAAAGACCUACGACGUCCUCUUCAUCGGAACAGAUAGCGGAAAAGUACUGAAAGCAAUAAACGCGGCCAGCGCGGACACUAACGAAAAAGUGAGCCCGGUGGUCAUUGAAGAGCUGUACGAGUUCGGUGGUCCCGGAACUACCACGGCCGUGCGAAACAUAAAGCUCGAAGACAAGAGACUGCUGGUCAUUACCGACAGACAAGUGGUAUCGCUUCCGCUCGACAGAUGUCAAAACGCGCUGAUAGUCACUUGCGGCGAAUGCAUUGGUCUCCAAGAUCCGUAUUGUGCGUUUGACAAAGUCUACAAGAAAUGCCGCUCGAUGCGCGAAGUGCCUACCUCCCGAUGGCAAGAAUUUAUCCAGAACAUUCAGACCGGAUUGCACCACGAAUGCCCUUCGGCGUCUAACAGCAGAAAAGACUCGGGCAUCGGAUUCGCUUCAAACGCCCAGAGCGGCGCUAUUGGCAAAUCGAUCGAAGACGCUGGCGAUACGAUAAACCUUUCGCAAGAUGACCAAGCUCCACCGUUCGGUGCUAACAAUGACGACGUAAGGGUGGACGAACGCCAGGACGGCAGCUACACCAUGGAAACUGUACUGACGGCCGUAUUCGCCGCCUGUUUGGCUGCGCUUCUUACUGGUUUCCUGGCCGGUUACGCAUGCGCACGACGGUGCACGAAGAGCGAAGACGACAACCUACCAUACCCGGACACCGAAUAUGAAUAUUUUGAACAACGGCACAAUAUGAAUGCGAGAAGACUCGGAGAGCCCAAACUGCUGCCCCAAGAGGAGGUCACGUACGCCGAGCCCGUGUUGAUACCUCCCAACAAGGUGAUACACGGUUCACCGAAAGCCACGCUGAGACACGCGCCGAUGCCCCCGAUGGGCUUCACCCAGUUCCAACCGAACGGCGCUCAAGACAGUUACUAUUCGCAGCAGCAGAAUAUCCGCGAUCAUUUCGGAACGCUUCGGUCGCAGAGGGAACACAAAAACGACGGAAACAAUUAUCACCACCGCGACGGUUUCGGGACGACGCGCAGCGUGAAAAAAGUGUACCUCUGAGCUCGUCGCCGUCACCGCCGGCAUCGCCUUCAUUGGCCGCACGCAUAACACCGCAACAGCAACAGCAACAACCGUCGUCGCAACAGCAACAGCAGCAGCAGCAGCAACAACAACAGCUGCAACUGCAGCAGCAACAGAUUCAAC